AUUUGGGGAAGCCUCUGAUCAGUGACCUGAGGGAGCCGGAAGAACCUCGGAUGCAGACACCCCAGGGAAGCCCGCUAGUCCUUCCUCACACCUUGCAGGAGCUGUUGAGCAAAGACACAAUCCAGGUGCAGCUGAUCCCAGAGAAAAAGGGGCUCUUUUUGAAGCACGUGGAAUAUGAAGUCUCCAGCAAGCGUUUUAGGUGCUCCGUUUACCGGCGGUAUAACGACUUUGUGGUCUUCCAUGAGACACUCCUUCAGAAGUUCCCCUACCGCAUGGUCCCUGCCCUGCCUCCCAAAAGAAUGUUAGGAGCUGACCGAGAAUUCAUCGAGACCAGACGCCGGGCGUUGAAGCGUUUUGUCAAUCUGGUGGCCCGACACCCUCCUUUUUCAGAAGAUGUGCUUCUGAAGUUUUUCCUCUCUUUCAGUGGGUCGGAUGUGCAGAACAAGCUGAGGGAGCUGGUCCAGGGUGUGGGAGACGAAUUCAUGACCUGCAAGUUAGCAACUCAGGCGAAGGAAUACUUGCCGGCCGACAUCCAGAUGCAGUUUGCAGCCAGCCGAGAGUUGAUCAGGAACAUCUACAACAGCUUUUACAAACUCCGGGACCGGACCGAGCGGAUAGCAUCUCGGGCAGUUGACAACGCCUCCGACCUCCUCCUGUUUGGGAAGGAGCUAAGUGCUUUGGGCUCGGACACCACCCCGCUGCCUUCCUGGGCGGGUCUCAACAGCAGCGCUUGGGGCAACCUGAAGCAAGCGUUGAAAGGGCUCUCCGUGGAGUUUGCCAUGCUGGCCGACAAAGCCGUGCAGCAGGGUAAACAGGAAGAGAACGAUGUGGUGGAGAAGCUGAACCUUUUCCUGGACUUGCUCCAGUCUUAUAAAGAUCUGUGCGAGAGGCACGAGAAGGGUGUGUUGCACAAGCACCAGAGAGCUUUGCACAAAUACAGCAUGAUGAAGAAGCAGAUGAUGAGUGCCACGGUGCAGAACAAGGAGCCGGAGUCGGUAGAGCAGUUAGAAUCCCGAAUCGUGGAGGUAUAGUCCCGUGGCUCUAACCUUAACCCUAAACCCGUGCUGGCCAACCAAAGAG
Molecule: messenger RNA, 1080 nt
Organism: Python bivittatus (Burmese python)
Lineage: Eukaryota; Metazoa; Chordata; Lepidosauria; Squamata; Pythonidae
Source: RefSeq, a predicted model, not a curated record